Gadus chalcogrammus (walleye pollock) is the source of this 2047-nucleotide messenger RNA. RefSeq names its product deoxyribonuclease 1 like 4, tandem duplicate 1 (gene dnase1l4.1). Gene Ontology annotation, biological process: DNA catabolic process. Gene Ontology annotation, cellular component: nucleus. Bases 257 to 1198 code for a protein of 313 amino acids. The record is from RefSeq and is a predicted model, not a curated record. Gene Ontology annotation, molecular function: DNA nuclease activity. The transcript is spliced from 11 exons. Lineage: Eukaryota; Metazoa; Chordata; Actinopteri; Gadiformes; Gadidae.
AGAGCCGGAGGGACUCGGACACCAAUGCCUCUAGCAAUAGCAAACCUGUUACCUUCAGCCAAGCAUCCAACUCUUCACACACUGAGCAAACACCUCCGUCCUCAGCUUCUCCUGUAUUCACGGCGAACAAGAGCCGGAGGGACUCGGACACCAACACCUCUAGCAAUAGCAAACCUGUUCCCUUCAGCCAAGCAUACAACUCUUCACACACUGAGCAAACACCUCCGUCCUCAGCUUCUCCUGUAUUCACGCUGCCAUGAAGAUAGCUUCAUUCAACGUCCAGAGGUUUGGAACCAGUAAAGUUUCAGAUCCAGAGGUUCUUCACACUCUGGUCCAGAUUGUGUCACGCUAUGACAUCAUCGUGAUCAUCGAAGUGGUGGACAUCAGUGGAGUGGCGGUCAAAUCCCUCCUGGACGCCAUCAACACGAGCUCCAGGAAACACCACUACAGUGUUCAGAUCAGCUCUCGUCUGGGAAGAACUCGCUACAAGGAGCAGUACCUCUUCCUCUACAGGGACGACCUGGUCGACAUGGUGGAUUUUUAUCAGUACGACGACGAAGAGACAGUGAAGGAAGACAUCCUCGCUCGAGACCCGUACAUCCUCCGCUUCCGAUGUCAUAAUACAAUCAUCCAGGACCUGGUUCUGGUCCCAGUCCACACUAAACCCCAGGACUCUGACAAGGAGCUGGACCAGCUCUAUGACGUCUUCCUCCACAUGAAGGCCAAGUGGAAGACUGACAAUGUGAUGAUCCUGGGGGAUUUCAAUGCGGACGGUGCCUAUGUCUCCAAGAGAGAGAUGAAGAGCAUUCGUAUCCGUAGUGACCCUAACUUCCAUUGGCUUAUCGCAGACGAUGUCGACACCACGGCCAACACCGGGAACGACCACACUUACGACAGGAUAGUGGUGUAUGGUCAGGACAUGUUGUCGGCUGUGGUUCCUAACUCCGCAAAACCAUUCAACUUCCAGAAGGAGUAUGGACUCACAUACCAACAGGCACUGAACGUUAGCGACCACUACCCCGUGGAGGUUGAGCUGAAGUCCUGCGUUCAGAAACAAGACACCGCUGUUGUCGAGGAUCUGGUGGAUAUACAGAGAGGAAACCUCCUGCUGGAGAGGGAGAAGCUACGUCUGCAGAUCGAGGUGCUGCAGCUCCAGAAAGCAAAGCUGGAGCAUCGUAACUUAGCAACCGAAACCUAACGACCGAUCGAACAUCCUAACCCUACAACCGGAGCAUCCAGACCCUGACAGAAGGCAUUGGAGAUGGCACUCACAUGACAACCAAUGAAGUCAGGAAACAUGAAGAUAAUAAGGCUACACAGCAGAAGUUUAUGCAACUGGAAGAUCUGUGAAAUAUUUCCUUAUGCAUCUUAAAUGGACAUUUAGUGUCAUGGACAUAUGAUAUUGUGCCAAUAGAACCAGCUAGUAGUCUGCAUGUGUAUCAUGAAAUGCAUACAGCCUCAGGCUGACAGAAUUUCUUUACCUCAACAGUAUGCUUAGUUUGUACUGAAUUAACAGAAAACCCACUGACUGAAUAAACUGACAUUAUCCCAAACCAAUAAAAUAACACCAAGAUGAAAAAAAAAACUUUAUUGACAUCUUCUUCACAACAGCAAUACUUUUCAGGAAAAUCAAAAGCUACUUGAGAUUCCAGUAGUUAAUAGAGGAGCAAGUCCACAUUUGCCAGGAGUGUUCCGGACCAGGGCGGCUGACGGCGGCAGGUUGGGCCGUAUGCAUGUAACAGGCCUCUGCUUUUGACUCUUGCAUGUUGAAGCUUCAAGGUCUGGACAACUGAUCUCUAAUAUUUUCCCAGACCCGUCUUGGAACUGUGGGAGGUUGGGCAUGAGGGUGAUAUUCACAGGAAGGGGCAUGGCUGGAACCUGAGACGUCGGUUGCACACCAGGUGGUUGUCAUGGUAGAGUUUGGCUAUCUUACUUCUUGCCUGAUUUCUUGAUACCGCCGCCGGCUGAUGAAGAGAGAGCAAUCGGGUUGAACUAGAUGCACCUUUAAAAAACUAUUACCCAUGUUUAUCCAAGUACAUAUGAAGCA